This is a messenger RNA of Girardinichthys multiradiatus, 2190 nucleotides long. RefSeq names its product N-terminal EF-hand calcium binding protein 3 (gene necab3). Gene Ontology annotation, cellular component: endoplasmic reticulum; cytoplasm; Golgi cis cisterna. The transcript has 13 exons. Gene Ontology annotation, biological process: regulation of amyloid precursor protein biosynthetic process. The coding region runs from base 170 to 1255 and encodes 361 amino acids. Gene Ontology annotation, molecular function: calcium ion binding. The record is from RefSeq and is a predicted model, not a curated record. NCBI's taxonomy places the organism in Eukaryota, Metazoa, Chordata, Actinopteri, Cyprinodontiformes, Goodeidae.
CACAAAGUUGCAGAGCAUCCUUUAGUCCCCGCCUGCCUUUCUGUCUGACUCCACGCUUACCUGCCUGUUCUUCCACCGCAUCUCCUCCACUUCUUCCCAGCCUACAAGACUUUUACAGUUUCGAAGCGUUCGCCCCGAUAAAGAAGUGCGGCUCGACGCGUUUGAAAAGAUGUUGGCUUGCGCAGAGAUGAUCACUAUGUGCCUGCAGUCGGCCAAACAGAAGCAUCUUCGGGCUCAGCAGCAACAGCAGCCGCUGCACAGCUCCGGACAGGGGCUUACUAUCUUUCAUGAUAUUUUCCGCAGAGCAGACAAAAAUGAUGAUGGCAAGUUGUCAUUUGAGGAGUUCAAUGCUUACUUUGCUGAUGGGAUCCUGACAACCGAAGAGCUGCAGGAACUUUUUUAUUCCAUAGACGGCCGGCAGAAUAACAAUCUGGACACUGACAAGCUAUCCGAUUAUUUUUCUGAGCACCUUGGAGAAUAUCUAAAUGUUCUUUCGGCUCUGGAGAGCCUGAACAUUGCCAUUUUAAAAGCGAUGGACAAAACUAAGGAGGAGUACCAAGGUGGCAGUGUGUUGGGUCAGUUCGUCACCAGGUUCAUGCUAAGAGAGACAUCCAGUCAGCUGUUGUCUUUACAGAGGUCCCUUCAGUGUGCCAUGGAGGCUGUAGAGGAGCAGAGCAGCCCCGCUCCGAGGGAGGAAAAGGCUCCCGAGCUGACAGCAGUACAGAAAAAUGGCAGGCGUUGUGGUCGCAGAGUCUAUAACAACCUGUGUGUGUCUUCAUCAGAUCCCAGCUCUGAGAUGCCAACCACAGGCAUCAACAAAGAAGAUGCGGAGAACUGGUGCUCUCAGAUCAACCGACUGCAGCAACUUUUGGAUAAACUGGAGUGUCAGGGUCCCAAGUUGGAGCCACUCAAGGAGGAUACACUUGCCAGCACAUAUAAGUCUAACAUCCUGCUGGUUCAGAGGCAGAUGUCCGUGAAUGAUGACGAACUAGAUAACUUCCGGAAAGUUCUCAACAGCUAUAUUGAUGCCACGUUAGCCCACUCUGACAACUUGCAUGUGUCUGUUCAGAAGCUCCCGGGAAAGUCGUGUUACAUAAUGUAUGAGUUCUGGCAAGACCGCAUCUCCUGGAUGAGCUAUCUUCAGUCCAAUAGCAGCAAAGAUUUCCAACGCUGCAUCAUUGACAUGAUGGAGGAUGCUGAGAUAGUUUCUACCAUGUUGCUGCCAGCUUCCUGGUGGAUUAUGACUAACAACUAACAACUGAAUCUGGAAUGUCACAUCGACUGCCUACAUGGUCACACAGAGAAAGACACUGGCACACCAAUCCCACCUACCCACAUGCAUUCUAACAUGGACACACACACACAGAGCAAAAGCAUCUUCAUGUUUUAAUGCAAAAGAAAAAAAGCCACCCAAUUUCAGCUGCUUUCUCUAAUGUUCCAGUCUUUAGCCUUCAUUGUUUUGCCACGUAUAUUCAAAGGCACAGCUGCAUUCUCUAGCCUGCAAACACAAAAGUAAUUGGUUCUCUGCAAUGGAAAAGCCAUUUAAUGAUUUCAUAACCCCCUCUCACUUGUGAUAUGGCCACCUUUCUCCAGCAGUGUUUUUCUGACAAGGAUAGAUGGAGCCACCAUCUUUGGAAUGAAAAUAACAGUUCUUGCAAUGUUUUGUGUUUAUAAAGAUCUUUUUAACCAGUGCAAACAAAUUUAAUGAAAAGCCAGAAAAUAUGUGGAGAUAAAGGACAGCUGCUUUUUAAACAUGCAUGUUAUUGUGGCUUCUUUCCUCUGUACAUGAUGUUGUUCUAUUCGUUCCUUGCAUUUAUCUAACCUGUUGUUAUGUGCACAGAAUCCAAAAAUAUCUGUUAAUAUAGCUACACCAGCCCUCUAUUUACUGCUAAAUAUACAAGUGUUUGGGUACUCUAUUAGUUAACCUUCAGCCAUCCAUAUAAGUCGCAUUCUAUAUCUCAAAAUGUAAAAAAUAUAUUUAAAAAUGUGCGUAUAAAAGAUAUGAAAUACUGAGAUUUCCUUGUAUUGUUAAAUAUAUCAUGUUUUUAUUUUGGCCAUGGUGGACCUUACUGUAUUUGUAUAUACAGACUUCUUGAACUGUACUGUAUGGUUCCCCUUUCAUUUGGUUUAGAAAUCUACACAAUGAAAAGACUGAAAUGCAACUUUAAUAAAAGUAUUAAACUUUGAAAA